This is a messenger RNA of Penicillium antarcticum, 639 nucleotides long. RefSeq lists its product as uncharacterized. NCBI's taxonomy places the organism in Eukaryota, Fungi, Ascomycota, Eurotiomycetes, Eurotiales, Aspergillaceae. The transcript has 3 exons. The record is from RefSeq and is a predicted model, not a curated record. Bases 1 to 639 code for a protein of 212 amino acids.
AUGUUUGGCAACAGACCGAACGCCCAGAAGCCCGGCGAGGGCCUUAUCACUAAGUUCCAGGCUACUUUUUCAGACAUUGUUCGGCCUACCAAAUGCGAUCCUCCUGGACCCACGAGCUACAAUAAGCUGGACCGAGGUACUCCUGGCCUUCGCUUCACGCCCUUGCUGAAUGACCGGUCUGGUCUACGAUUUACGUCCUUCAUCGAUGAUCAGUCGAUCCCCACGCCAAGUCUAAAUUUAUCCCCUCAAAACUCCAACUACAAUCCUGGUGGAUUGAAUACAGUCUUCCAUGGUCCGGCCGGAGACUUGCACACCCCACUCGUGAAGUCAACUUUAAUGACACCCAACACGCUCCUUGAACAAUUCGCGGUCAGCCCUAUACAGAGAAAUAAUAUCGACCCAUUUCAUGAUCUUGCAGACGUGCAACACUGGACGUGGGAGCCGCAAAAUAAAGGUUCUGGCAAUCAUAACGCUGGAUACCCUCCCGGUGCAUUUGUGCAAUCCCAUUUAGCUGAUGGUGCUGCCGAUGGAACGAGCGAAGCAACCUUUCUGAGCGACGUCGAUAACCAAGGGAAACUGUACUCCCAGUACAUUCAUUCACCGGGAAAUAAAUCCUCUAGCCGCGAUGAUGAUCAGUAA